CAAUUGUUUUCAUUAUCAAAAUGUCUGACAAUUAUUUUCUUUAAUAAUGGAUUGGUUGGUCAGUGUAGCCUGGAAGGUCGUAAAAAAUAGUUGAGAAACCUUGAUCCUAUUGAGCCUGGCAAAUGGACAAAAUAUUUAGCAUCAAAUACUACUAGGUACUUCGCCUUUCGUUCACCCGUCCAAGACCGGAUCACUUUUCCAGCAAUAACGUAUACUAAGCAUUAUACGUGCAACAGCGCCCUCUGCGGUCACAUUUUGUGAUUGUCACAGAAUUAUAGUGUAACACCGACAAAGACCGGCCUCAAGAGGGCAGAGUUUCCUGAGCAGCUUCCUGUUUCGUCUUCUUUGUUGGUGCGUUUGCCAUGUUUGCGGAAGCUCGGUUUCAUUAGCUAGUUAAUUGGCCGUUUGCUAUUUUAUUUUGUAUGUGUUCGAGCUGUGUUUUAUAAUACAAAAUGAAUCUGCCAAAGGGACCGGAUUCCUUGUGCUUUGACAAGGAUGUUUUCAUGAAGGUUGACUUCGAUGUUGACCAGUUUGUGGCCGACUGUCGAAAGCAGGUGACUCUGGAAGAGAUGAGAGAGGACCUUGAGCUCUACUACAAGCUGCUGAAAACAGCCAUGGUGGAACUCAUCAACAAGGACUAUGCAGACUUUGUUAACCUAUCCACCAACCUGGUUGGGAUGGACAAAGCUCUCAAUCAGCUUUCUGUGCCGUUGGGACAGUUAAGAGAGGAGGUGAUGAGUCUGCGGUCCUGUGUGAAUGAGGUGAUUCAGGCUAUAGACAACCAGCUGUCCAAACAGGAAGAUCUGCAGAAAAAAAAGGUGUGUGUAUCGAGGCUAAUCCAGGUGGUGCGCUCAGUGGAGAAAAUUGAGAAGAUCCUUCACUCACAGAACUCUAAAGAAUCCAGCUCUCUGGAAAUCAGCAGUCCUUUGUUAGCAGGUCAGAUCCUGGAGAGGAUAGCUACAGAAUUCAACCAGCUGCAGUUCCAUGCUGUACAGAGCAAAGGCAUGCCCCUACUGGACAAAGUCAGACCUCGAAUUGCAGGGAUCACUUCCAUGCUGCAGCAAUCUCUGGAGGGUCUGUUGAUCGAGGGUCUGCAAACAUCCAACGUGGACAUGGUGCGUCACUGCCUGAGGACAUACGCCACCAUAGACAAGACUCGAGAUGCUGAGGCCCUGGUAGGACAGGUGCUGGUCAAACCCUACAUGGACCAGGUGAUAGUAGAAGAGGUGGUCAAGUCCAGUCCAAAUGGUCUUCAGUUGAUGUAUUCUAGACUGCUGGAGUUUGUUCCCCAUCACUGUAGACUUCUAAGAGAGGUGACUGGGGGAGCCAUAUCUAGUGACAAAGCUGACAUAGUGCCGGGUUAUGAUUUCCUGGUGAACUCUGUGUGGCCGGAGAUGAUCAGAGGCAUAGAGGAGAGGCUGUCCUACCUCUUCAACGCUGGAAACCCCGACAUGUUCUACGAGCGUUACAGCACAAGUAUGGAGUUUGUGCGGAGGUUUGAGCGUCAGUGUAGCUCGCAGGCCAGUGUGAAGAGGCUGAGAGUGCACCCUUCAAACACCAGCUUCCACAACAAAUGGAACCUGCCUGUCUACUUUCAACUACGGUACAAGGAAAUGGCAGGAAGUCUGGAGAAUGCCAUAAGUGAGGGAUUAGAGGCAGCACCAGAUGGCAGUGCAUACCAUCUAAGGGUAACUGAGGUGCUGUGGUCCUGUCUAGUGAGGUGCUGGUCAGACAAGGUCUACCUGUCACCUCUGGCCCAUCGUUUUUGGAAGCUCACGCUGCAGCUCUACUCACGAUAUGCCAAGUUUCUUGAUGAGGUGUUGACUAAGACUCCACCCACUGAGGUGACUAAAGAGCUGACUAGGCCUCUCCCAAGCUCCGCCUCCUCCACCUCCAGCCGAACAUCAGUGGAGGAGGGCAGCAGUGAGAGUGGGAGCCCGACCUCUCUGUCCAUUAAACAGCUGGUCUAUAUUGCUGCUGACAUCCAAAAGCUGCAGGAGCAGAUUCCAGAAUUGUCAGAGAUGGUCAGACAGCGUUUAGAAGCCAUCGGACUCAAAAACUUUACUGUUGUGGAAGAUGCUCUAGCAGACUCUAAGGCUUGCCUGUCAAGUAGUGUUCCUACUCUGAAUACCAGGAUGACCCAGCAUCUGACAGAGCGCUGCUGCCGCUUCUUGAAGAGUGCCUCUGAGGUUCCUCGACUGUACCGUAGGACUAAUAAGGAACUGCCAGUGCGUGCAUCAGCAUACAUGGACAAUGCCUUACAUCCACUGCAUCAGGUUCUGACUGACUCAACUGGGCUGGUUUCCCCCUCCACUGCACAAGAGUGGCUGCAAGUUGCACUGUCUGAAUGCACACAGAGGUACUAUGAGACCAUUGCAGAGGUGCUGAGUUCAGUGAGGAAGAUGGAGGAGAGUUUGAAGCGACUGAAACAAGCCAGAAAGGGUGCGACCACAAUUACCACGGCAGGAGGAAAUGGUGGACCCACAGAUGACAGCAAGAUCCGUCUUCAGCUUGCACUGGAUGUGCAGUACCUAGGGGAACAAAUCCAGAAGAUGGGUCUUCAGCCAAGUGACAUCUCCAUGUUCUCCUCUCUGAUGGACCUUGUGAAAGAGGCUAGAGACCUUGCUGAACAGAACCAGUAAUAUUGGUCUUACCCCUACAUUUUCUGUUGAGCCAUGAAGGAAAAACAAAUCUCCCAGUUCAGGUCAAACCCGUGGUCAGGUAAUAUGUUAUGAUGAUCAGAGCACAAAGAAUGUAGGACAAGAUCUAACACUACUGAAAUUCCCUUUCAACAGAGAAACUACACUAAGUACCAUCUGUGAAUGAGACUGGAUCAUCAUAGGUUCUGCACAGUACUGUGUUCACAAAAUGUUUUUCAUGAACAUAGUAUACUGGUGAUGCGCACUGCUCUAUAGAAAGUUACUACUCUGAUCAUACGCUGUUGUAAAGUUGUGAAGAGAGAAAGUCAGCUAAACAAUAUUUAAUUUCUCCUUCGUGGUAAAGGAGUAAUCUCAGAAAAGUUAACAUGUACAUUUUUCUUAGAAUCAAAGUUGUAUAGUGUAAUAUGUUCAACAUGGGAUAAAAACUUUGGAUACUGGGUUAAGUUUAUAUGUUUAAUAGAGGUCAUUAGCUAACUACAGGCAGCUGUAUAUUAGUCAAGAAGCAGGACUAACCCUGGUGUACAUACCAACAAGCUAUUUGUACAUGAUUUCACUCUGGAAAAAAUGCUACGGCUUGAUAAACUACACAAAGUUAAACUGUGGUGGUAUGAAAAUUCAGAUUUGGUCUUGCCGGGUUUUAGAUUUUGCUCUGGUCUCAGGAGCUUUAAAUAAUCAGUCAAAGCAGACAUGCCCAUUUCUAUAUUAUUUCAUACAGUGAUUCAUGUUUUUAUUUAUACAUUUUGUAGGCCUGUUUUUCUUGACCUGUUUAAGGUGGUGAUGAAUUUUGGAAUAAGACUCACUUGUAACUUUGGAAUGGUAAUGACUGGUCUGAAUUUCUGAUGAAAAAAACAUUUGAAUUACACUGGGAAACAGAAGUUUAAUUUCAGCUAUCAGGAA
Molecule: messenger RNA, 3557 nt
Organism: Monopterus albus (swamp eel)
Lineage: Eukaryota; Metazoa; Chordata; Actinopteri; Synbranchiformes; Synbranchidae
Gene: cog2
Product: component of oligomeric golgi complex 2
Exons: 18
Coding region: 453-2642 (729 amino acids)
Biological process (GO): Golgi organization; intra-Golgi vesicle-mediated transport; protein transport
Cellular component (GO): membrane; COG complex
Source: RefSeq, a predicted model, not a curated record